Messenger RNA from Varanus komodoensis (Komodo dragon), 5009 nucleotides. RefSeq names its product vav guanine nucleotide exchange factor 3 (gene VAV3). Gene Ontology annotation, biological process: cell migration; intracellular signal transduction; regulation of GTPase activity. Bases 111 to 2648 code for a protein of 845 amino acids. The record is from RefSeq and is a predicted model, not a curated record. The transcript is spliced from 27 exons. Gene Ontology annotation, cellular component: cytoplasm; plasma membrane. NCBI's taxonomy places the organism in Eukaryota, Metazoa, Chordata, Lepidosauria, Squamata, Varanidae. Gene Ontology annotation, molecular function: guanyl-nucleotide exchange factor activity; protein binding.
GCCAGCCAGCGCAGCCUGCAGCUCAGCCCGGCAGCGCAGCCGUGCGCCGCGCCGGAGUUCGCGCUGGUGGCAACAGCGGGCGCUCCCGGGAGCCGGGCUGGCGGGAGCGCAUGGAGCCCUGGAAGCAGUGCGCCCACUGGCUCAUCCAGUGCCGGGUGCUGCCGGUCAACCACCGGGUGACCUGGGACACGGCGCAGGUGUUCGACCUGGCGCAGACGCUGCGCGAUGGAGUCCUGCUUUGCCAGCUGCUCAACAACUUGCGUCCUCACGCCAUCAACCUCAAGGAGAUCAACCUGAGACCUCAGAUGUCCCAGUUUCUGUGUUUGAAGAAUAUAAGGACAUUCCUUUCAUCAUGUUGCGAGAUAUUUGGGAUGAAGAAGAGUGAACUUUUUGAAGCCUUCGACUUAUUCGACGUCCGUGAUUUUGGAAAGGUUAUAGAAACAUUAUCCAAGCUUUCCCGCACUCCUAUUGCAUUAGCUGCUGGAAAAAGGCCAUUUCCUACAGAAGAGAGUGUGGAUGAUGAAGACAUUUACAAAGGCCUUCCAGAUUUAAUAGAUGAAACUCAUGUUGAUGAGGAUGAAGACCUUUAUGAUUGUGUCUACGGGGAAGAUGAAGGUGGUGAAGUCUAUGAAGAUCUCAUGAAAGCAGAAGUUGCACAUCAGCCUAAAUGUCCUGAAAAUGACAUAAGAAGCUGCUGCCUUUCUGAAAUAAAACAGACUGAAGAGAAAUACACAGAAACAUUGGAGUCUAUUGAAAAGUUCUUUAUGGUGCCACUGAAAAGGUUUCUGACGGCGUCUGAGUUUGAGACAGUUUUCAUCAACAUUCCUGAUUUGGUGAAAAUUCACAGGAGUUUAACCCAGGAUAUCCAUGAUUCCAUUGUAAACAAAAAUGAUCAGAACCUGUACCAAAUUUUUAUUAGCUACAAGGAGAGGCUGGUUAUUUAUGGGCUGUACUGCAGUCAGGUAGAGACUGCCAUAUCAUCUUUAGAUAAUAUCUCCAAGACAAAAGAAGAUGUGAAGUUGAAACUGGAGGAGUGUUCCAAAAGAGCUAAUAAUGGGAAGUUUACUCUGCGGGAUCUUCUUGUGGUUCCAAUGCAGCGAGUCUUGAAAUACCAUCUCUUGCUUCAGGAACUGGUAAAACACACUAAUGAUGCAACUGAGAAGACAAAUCUAAAACUGGCACUCGAUGCAAUGAAGGACUUGGCACAGUAUGUAAAUGAAGUGAAACGGGAUAAUGAAACGCUCCGUGAAAUUAAACAAUUUCAGUCAUCAAUAGAUAAUUUGAACCAGUCACUUUUACUGUAUGGGAGACCACAGGGCGAUGGUGAAAUAAAAAUAACAACUUUGGACAGACGGACAAGGCAAGAUAGGCACAUCUUCCUGUUUGACUUGGCUGUAAUUGUAUGCAAACGGCGAGGUGAUAAUUAUGAAAUGAAGGAUAUAAUUGAUCUUCAGGAAUACAAAAUAAGCAAUAACCCUACCACAGACAAAGAGAAUAAAAAGUGGUCUUAUGGCUUCUACCUCAUCCACAUACAAGGACACAACGGGUUAGAACUGUACUGCAAAACGAAAGAUUUGAAGAAAAAAUGGCUCGAGCAGUUUGAAAUGGCACUGUCCAACAUACGGCCCCAUUAUGCUGAAUCAAGUCCACAUGAAUUCAAAAUGCAUACUUUUAGUCGUGUGACAUCCUGCAGAGCCUGUCAGAUGCUUCUAAGGGGGACAUUUUAUCAAGGCUACUUAUGUUCGAAGUGUGGAGCUGGAGUCCACAAAGAAUGUCUGGGAAGGCUAGACAGUUGCAGAGCUAAUUUCAGUGAACAUGGGACCCUCAAGCAUGAGAAACGACCAAAUGGAAUUCGAAAGAGCUCCAGACACGUGGAUCCAGGUUUACCAAAAAUGCAAGUAAUUAGAAACUAUACCGGGAUACCACAGCCAUUUCCACAAGAUGGUCCUCCACUGCACAUCCAAGUUGGGGACAUCAUUGAACUCAUCAGAGGGGAUGCGCACAGCUUAUUCUGGCAGGGUAGAAAUCUAGCGACCCAGGAGCUGGGUUUCUUUCCAAGUGAUGCAGUGAAACCUUGUCCAUGUGUUCCUAAACCAGUAGACUAUUCUUCCCAGCCCUGGUAUGCAGGAACAAUGGAAAGGCUGCAAGCAGAGACUGAACUUAUAAACCGGGUAAAUAGCACUUACUUAGUGCGGUAUAGGACAAAAGAAUCUGGAGAAUAUGCCAUUAGCAUAAAGUACAAUAACGAAGUGAAGCACAUCAGGAUUUUCACAAGAGAAUGCUUUUUUCACAUCGCAGAAAACAGGAAAUUUAGAAGUUUAAUGGAACUGGUGGAGUAUUACAAGCAUCACUCUCUCAAGGAAGGCUUCAGAAGUUUGGAUACAACUCUGCAGUACCCAUACAAGGAAUGGGAAAAUACGCUGGACCAAAGGAGUAACCGAACAAGUAGCAAUGUGCUGAGUCCCAAAGUCCUUGGAAUAGCAAUUGCCCGCUAUGACUUCUGUGCAAGAGACAUGCGCGAAUUGUCCUUACUCAAAGGAGAUGUGGUUAAAAUUUACACGAAGAUUAGUGCCAAUGGCUGGUGGAGAGGCGAAGUAAAUGGAAGGGUGGGUUGGUUUCCAUCUACCUAUGUGGAAGAGGAUGAAUGACUUGCAGAUUUAGUGGGCAAUUUUGAUCAUAAACUUCAGGGACUGUGACAUUCAGACAUCUGCAAAGCGUUAUUCAACUUGUUAAGUAUUUGAAAUGCAGCACUUCAGUCUGUUGAAACCCUCCAGUCUUAACACUGGGAUUACUGAAGAAGUUUGUGUUGACAGAUUAAUAUCUCAUUCAGAGCUGUGCAAAGAAGAACCUGUCCACCUGCCACCACUGGGGACCAGAACAAAACUCUAACCUCUCCUUCCUGAAAAAUCAGUUCAAAACAGACUUUUAAAUGCUUCAUUUCAUUCCAUCCACAGUGAAUACCAAGUAUGGGUAGCCAUUUCCUCACCUUCUCUUUCUGUCUCUGUCUGUCUCUCUUUCUGUUAGCUAACAUCUCUGAUGGCAUUAGCUGAUGAAGGCUUACUUAUCACAGCUUAUCAGUGCUACCGGGGGGGGGGGGGAGUUUGAGCAUUCCAGUAGUCAUGUGGUCAGUAUUAUUUGUCUUGAAAUAUCCAGCAGCGCUAAUUAACCUUGCUGAUGACUGCACUCUCACCAAGGCGGCAAUUUCUACACACACUUUCUGGGGACUGAGCUUAAUUCAGCACAGUUCGGCGUGGCAUUCCAGAGUUGGGGAGAGAAAACAAAGGAAUUUAGUUCCAAGGUUAUUUUAACUUGCUCAGCUAAGAUUUUCCUUAAGUUAUUUCAUUAAAAAAUAGAAUUUGGAAGAUGGGUUGUGACAGGUCUGUUUGAAAAAGGAAUUUGAAAAGGAGUCUAAUAUUUCAGGGCCCUAACAAAGAAUAUUUUAAUAGAACAAUAGCUUUUAGCACACAUGCACGCACACAAAUACACACCCCUACCUGUUGUGUUUAAGUCUAUAUAAACGGACAUUAUAUGAACUGGUUGCCUUCUCAGGACAUUCAAGCUGUGUUAAUGGAAGGGGAACCAUUUGCUUUCAUUAUACAUAAAAACUGCAGUUGGAAGCCUUGACAAUCUCUGUUUCACUCUGCUUGUGUGGAGUCCCUAGACAACUGGGGAGAGAUGCAUGUGUGAAUGCAUGCGCGCCAUUUUGAUUCACCCCGAUCAUCCCUAAUGCAAACUUGUUUCAAAACAGAAUGCUUGUUCACAAUGCUAUUACUUCUAAGUGAGUAUUUGCCAAGGCAUCCUGUGCCCAGCAUUUGCUAAGACCACAACAAUCUGCCUUGGUCCAGGAGUUGUCUCUAAGAAUGGGAUGGGUGGAUGUUCACAGGUGUUAGUGUUCGAAAGGCUUUGCACCUCUUUUAUAAUGUAAACUAUUAACAUCAGCGGUUAUAUACCGGUAGUUUAGGGAAGUUCAAGGUGAUGUAAAUGUUACAUUAUUUGAAUACAUUAUUUGGAUGGAAUCAGCUACAGCGUUUGUAAAGGGUUCCAGAAAUGUAUUUAAUAUAAUGGCAUGUCCUUAAAUGUUAGUCUAGGAAUUCUCCCUGGUGCUUUUUUCCUGUAAUAACUAGUUUUGUCUGGUGGACUAGAUCCUUAAGUAGGCAAAAUGGCUUUACCAGGAGUUCUGGCCUGUUUUUUAAUGGAGUAGGGUUUUAUUUCUAGGCCUAUGAAACGUAAGGUGCCGUGUCAUCAGUGUUUAUAUGUCUUGCAGGGGAAGAAUUGGCUUAAAAGAAAGAUUAUAGCCUUUCAUCCAACAAUUUGAUGAAUAGCGGAGAGACAGCUGCCUUUGGAAUUCAGGAGCUGAGGGUACUUGGAGAAGUGAAGCCAUAGGAAACACCUCACUCCUAGUGGAAAGACUUCUGCAUUAACUUUUGCGACAUGAGGAGAGGCAGCUUUUAGUAUGCGCAACUGUGGUUGCCAGUUUGCACCCCAGAGACCUUCUCUUGCCUUUGCACCAGCAGCUGCCCUAGCCUGCUUGAGACUGGAUCCUACCAACUAUUCUCUCUUCCUGUCUGUCAGAACAAAGACUCCUCUUUGCUCUGGAGCAGGCGGAGGAGAAGGGGAGGGUGAACAAAGUUUUAGUCUUAUUUUAACUGCUUCAGAAGUGCUAAGAGUAAAACAAGGUCUCCGGAUUGUGAAUUGGCAAUCCAAUAUAGAUGAUUUUGUGGGCCUUCUUUUCCCAAGGCAGUGAAGGGGGCAGGUUCUAUUUGAACUGGAGCUCUGGGUCAGGGUUGUGUUGUGUGUUGUCUUUGUUUCGUGCCCUGUGUUGAAUAAGUUAAAUGCUGCAAUGAGUUCUAUUUCAAAUACCAAAGAUUUAGUGUGUCAGAUCCACUAUUUCUUUCAUUUUUCCUGCAACACUUUUCCUCUCUAUACCCAGUGAACUGGGACAGUACUUUAAUUUGUAAUAUUAUGUAAAUAUGUGAAUAUAUUAAUAAACUGGUUAAUUUCUUGUUAAA